This is a messenger RNA of Ilex paraguariensis (yerba mate), 194 nucleotides long. NCBI's taxonomy places the organism in Eukaryota, Viridiplantae, Streptophyta, Magnoliopsida, Aquifoliales, Aquifoliaceae. The record is from the annotation of a GenBank genome assembly.
UCUGCAAUGGUCUCCACUUCCCAAGAGAUCCCUUUUUCCUAGAUGACUCUAGCGGUAUCUCUUAUUCCCUCUGUGGGGGCAUUUUUGGACCAGUUGGGGUCUCAUCUUCCCCUUCAUUGAUAGAGGUUGUUGGGGCUCUUGAGGCCACUGCUCUUUUCCUACGAGAGUCUUUUCCUUCCCGGUCUGUCGAGAAG